Messenger RNA from Aegilops tauschii subsp. strangulata, 3963 nucleotides. RefSeq lists its product as uncharacterized. The record is from RefSeq and is a predicted model, not a curated record. Lineage: Eukaryota; Viridiplantae; Streptophyta; Magnoliopsida; Poales; Poaceae.
AUGGGGAAUUCAAAAAGUACGGCAGUCCUUAAGAAAGGGGUAAUUGAUGAUGAGUACAACCCAAACACCAUACCCGUAUCUGAACAUUUUGAUGAUAUUUACGCGACGGAACCAGUCCUUACGAGCGUUGAAAAUGUUGAAGAAUACAAUGCAGGCAUCAUACCCGUAGCUGAUAAUGUUGACGAUACUUCCACAACAGAACUAGAUGGUUCUAAAUUGCUACGUAUUGAUGAUGCUCAUGAUUCUUCGUUGUCCGCAAUGAGUAUUAGAACACUGAAUUUUGGCACACCUGUAGCGCAACAUGGAAAUGGGCAAGAACCUUUUCAAUGCUCGUUGCUUGAGUCUUUUGAAAACAAUAAGGAUAAUACGACUAACCUACAGGAUGAAAAUGAAGAGGACACAACUUGCGAGCAGAAGGCAACGGGAUCUGUAUUUUUUGAACGGAAUAAAUCCGCUGAUCAAGCUAGGAAACAGUUCAAUGCACAGAAGCGCGCAGCUUAUCGGAAUAAAAAAGAUGAGAAUAUGGUCAGGUUACAAAAGGAGAAUCAGCCUUCCCUUCCAAAGACUGUCUACUGGCACAUUCGCCACGAUGACAAUGCAGAUGACAUCGAUGUAUUCCUAAGCGACAUCAUGGGCGAUGAGCCGACAGGUCCGAAUUUGAUGGACGAGGAGUACUACAUGUUUCGCAACCAAGGAUCCGAUAAUGACAGCAUGGAUGAUGAGAGCGAAGCAACCAUGACUGGUGGUAAUCCUAGUGAGAUUGAUCCAUUUCACUUUGUCUACUCAAACAUUCCAGACAACACUCACAUCCUGAAACUCGCCGCAAACUGUGAACACUGCAAGGCCAGAAAAUUUGAGUCUGAGACUGACGGGUUCUGCUGUCGCAUGUAUAAAGGAGUUGUUGAUGCGAUCACAUCGGGGGAGACGAGAGCAAGCGCUGUUGGCACCCGAAUAGUUCUCCCUGGAACAUACCCUGGUGGCGACCGCGACAUGAAGAAGAGGCAUAUGGAUGCCAUGGCAAUUGUCCAUACAUACGGGAAGCCUGACAUCUUCUUGACCAUGACUUGCAACCCUAAAUGGGAAGAGAUAACAAAUGAGUUGCUUCCUGGUCAGACGGCGCAAGACCGACCUGAUAUUGUGGCUCGCGUGUUCUACGGCAAACUAGAGGCUAUGAAAUACAUGUUGUUCAAGAAGCAUAUCCUGGGUGUUGUGGUCGCUUACGUUUACGUAGUCGAGUUCCAGAAGAGGGGCCUCCCCCAUGCACAUUUUCUGUUGAUCAUGGAUUCAACAUAUAAGCUUGUCGUCCCGGAGCAGUAUGACCGACUAAUUUCCGCAGAGCUCCCAAACAAGCAGAAGUAUCCGGAAUUGCAUGCAUUGGUGAUACCCGCGCCGUUCAAUGAGAACACAGCACAAGGCAAGGACUCAUACCCAGUUUAUCGGCGUAGAGACGAUGGAAGCUGUGCUAAGGUCCGAGGGAAAAUGUUGGACAACAGAUGGGUUGUGCCUUAUAACCCUUACCUUCUGCGGAUGUUCAAUUGCCACAUCAACGUUGAGGUCUGCUCUAGCAUAAAGGCCGUCAAAUAUCUUUACAAGUACAUUUACAAGGGCCAUGAUAAGGCUUCUUUCAGCAUCGACCAGCCCGAUGCCGAUGGUAACAUCGAUGAGAUCAAGAGAUACGUUGACGCAAGGUGGGUCACCCCUCCGGAGGCUAUGUGGAGGAUAUUUGGCUUCCCACUUUGCGCCAAUUACCCGCCUGUCUUGCAGUUGCCUCUUCAUCUCCCAAAUAUGCACAGGGUUGCAUUCAAUGCGCAGGCUGACUUGAAAAAUGUUGUCGCCUCCGAAAAUGCUUCAAAAUCCAUGUUAACGGAGUAUUUCAAGGCUAACCAGGAACACCCUCGGGCUAGGCAUAUAUUGUACAAGGAUUUUCCCGGAAGCUUCACGUGGCAGAAGAAAAAGAAGUUUUGGAAGCCUAGGGUCGAGCGUUUUCAAAUAGGUCGCAUCGUGUCUGCCAAUCCUGCCGAGGGGGAGCGAUACUACCUGCGUGUGUUGCUAAACCAUGUUACGGGCAAAACAUCCUUCGACGACUUGCUCACCGUGGACGGCGUGCUAUGUGGGAGCUUUAGAGAUGCUGCUGAAAGGUUGGGACUCAUCGAGGCAGACAACACGCUCGACGACUGUCUUACUGAGGCUGAGCAGUGGGCGAUGCCAUGUUCUCUUAGGAGGCUCUUCGCAACCAUCUUGGUGCACUGCGAGCCAGGCGACGUGCGCGGUUUAUGGGAUAGGCACCUCGAGCCUAUGUCAGAUGACUAUCGUCGAACACGCACGUCCCCGAACGAGGUGGAGCAGAUGGUGUUGCUUGACAUUAGGGGUAUGUUGCAGUCCAUGGGUAAAGACAUUGUUGAUUUCGCUCUUCCAAGCAUCGAUGAUGCGUUUGACCCAACCGAGGGCGAGGCAAGAGAGGUCAUCGAGGAAUCAACCGUUGAGUUUGACGUGGAUGACACUAAAUUGGCAUCUUCCCUGAACUUGGAGCAGAGGGCCGCAUACGACGAGAUACUAGCGGCUGUUGAACGCGGUGAUGGGGGUGUAUUCUUUGUUGAUGGCCCUGGAGGUACAGGAAAGACCUUCCUAUACAGGGCGAUGCUUGCCAAGGUGAGGAGCGAUGGCAAGAUUGGUAUCGCUACCGCGACGUCGGGCGUCGCCGCUUCUAUCAUGCCUGGCGGCAGGACUGCCCACUCGAGGUUCAAGAUCCCAUUGAGUUGCGAUGAUGGAGCCUCGUGCAGCUUCACCAAGCAGAGUGGGACCGCCAAGCUGCUAAGGAUGGCCUCAUUGAUAAUAUGGGACGAGGCCAGCAUGACGAAGCGACAAGCGGUCGAGGCAUUGGACAAUAGCAUGCGCGACAUUAUGGGAAUACGCGACCGACCCUUUGGAGGAAAGACUGUUGUUUUUGGUGGGGACUUUAGGCAGGUGCUUCCGGUCGUCAGAAGGGGGUCGCGGGGCCAGAUAAUUGAUGCAACCCUCCGAAGUUCUCAUCUAUGGAAGGGUAUGCGGCAGCUUCGGCUCAUCACCAACAUGAGGGCUCAUAAUGACACGUGGUUUGCAGAUUACUUGCUAAGGGUCGGCAAUGGCACUGAGGAUGUCGACGAUCAAGGCAACAUACUACUCCCUGAAGACAUCUGUCUGCCGUCUACAGGCGAGGUUGACGACCUGGAGAAGCUUAUUGACCACGUGUUUCCGAGUCUAGAUGACAACAUGUCUGAUUCGAAUUACAUGACAUCUCGCGCAAUCCUUUCCACGACAAACGACAAUGUCGACAAGAUAAACAUCCGCAUGAUAGAGCGUUUUCAUGGAGAUGAAGUAAUCUACCAUAGCUUUGACAGUGCGGAGGACGACCCAUAUGGCUACUACGCUCAGGAGUUUCUGAAUGGAUUGACUCCUAACGGUCUUCCUCCGCAUGCACUCAAGCUAAAGCUGAACUGCCCUGUCAUACUUCUAAGGAACAUUGAUCCAGCUAAUGGACUGUGUAACGGCACUAGGCUUGUUGUUAGAGGUUUUGAGAGGAACACCAUUGAUGCAGAAAUCGUGAUUGGACAACACGCUGGCAGGAGGGUCUUCCUUCCUCGAAUACCUCUCUGCCCAUCUGAAAACGACAUGUUUCCGUUCAAGUUUAAAAGGAAGCAAUUUCCUAUAAGGCUUAGCUUUGCUAUGACCAUUAACAAGGCUCAAGGGCAGACCAUCCCGAUUGUUGGUGUCUACCUACCCAAUCCCGUGUUCUCUCAUGGUCAGCUCUAUGUUGCUCUGUCUCGAGCCACCGUGAAAAGAAAUAUAAAGAUACUCAUUCAGAAGGAGAAGCCGAAGGAGAAGGCCAACAAGCAAAAGGACAAUCCAAAGAAGCGAAAAAGACCGACCGUGUCCUUACUGACGUCGAUGAAGAACAUCGUCUACAAGGAAGUCCUUACAGGCUGA